CCUAUGGGCUUUUAUGUUUUUGGGAGCUACUCAGCUCAGAUGUGACCAGAACCCUGCAGCUUUCCUUUCUAAAGGAUUCACGAUGACAACGAGAGUGGUGGUUCAGCAGCCCGAGUCCGUCAAUGGUCUCGAGUUUAACCAGUGGGGCAGUAAAAUCUGUGAUUGUUGCGACGACCUCCGCAUGUGCUGCUUCGCAUUCUGGUGCCCAAUCUGCUUCGAGAGUCUGACGCUUAAUAAGCUCGGCGAAUCAUACCUCCUCUCCCUGGUGGAUUACACGCUGAGCCCUUUUGUGCCCGCUAUCACCAUGGCCGCCAGACAGUCCAUGCGCCAUCUCUACGGCAUAGAGGGCUCCAUGUGCAACGACUGCGUAUUAUCCACCUUUUGCCGUUGGUGCGUGUGGUGCCAGAUGGCUCGUGAGAUGAAGAAGCGCUCCAGUCAAAUCGUGUUCGUGAACGAUCACACAAGGAACAGGGACUUGUAAUAUGACAACACUAAAAAGAUGGACGAGUCUAUAUACGUAUACUAUUUGAUAUUUUAGUCUAACAUUCAUAGUCUCCUACUGUAAAUGAAAUACUUGUUUGUUUUAUUCCUUUACAACUUUUAUAGACAACAUUAUAGACAACAGCUAGCUCUUUAUUUUAAAGAAGAGGUUCGGAAUUUGUUUUUACAUUAGGCUGAAUCUUCAAGUUAACAAGGGUUUAAUACGUUGGUGGAGCUGAUUUCAACAAAUUCCGUGCAGUUUGUCAGUUAUUUGUUAGUUUCAGGGCUACAGAGUGGCUGAGGUAGUGUAUGUCAAUAGUGACUGCUUAGCAUGGAAAUAAAAAACAAUAUUAACAGAUCUAACAGAGUCAAAUAAUUUAAUAAAUGCAGAUCAUUGUUCGAAAUACCCAUGCGGUUUAAACAAUGUCACACCAAACUGCCGGAUUUCAUUUCAUUCUGCGGGACGAUUUUAUUAUUAUUAUUUUUUUAGAUGCGUCGUGCGACCACAAUAGAGAGGAGUGCUUCAGCCACUCGUGCUCAGUCUGCUAGGGAGUCUCUUUCACCCCCCCCAAAAAAAAUCAGCAGUGAAAAAACUGAUGUGACAUCACUCCGCCCUGCUUGCCUAGACAGCCUGUUCCCUGCAGAGCUGCUGGAUUACAAAUGUUGCUGUUCAUACUACUGUUAUUGACUUGCAUUGGUAAGUUUUAAUAACAUUAUCCUGAAAACAUAGCCCACACUAUUGAUUGCAUGCGUCAUCGGUAAUUUUCAUGUGUGCAAUUGUUGGUAUGCUAAGCAGGCACCAUUGACACGUGCUAGCUUAGCCCCUCUGGAGCCCUGAAACUAACAAACUACACGGAAAGUUUUUGAAACCAACUCCACCGACUAAUUAAACCCCUGCUAACUUGAAGAUUAAGCUUUUGGUCUAAAAAAACUUCCCCUUCUAUAGGAACGUCAUUUACAGUGAUCCCUCGCUACUUCGCGCUUCAAACUUCGCGCCCUUAGUCCAUCACGGAUUUUUUUGCAAUAAAAAAAAAAAAAAAAUACUGAUGAGCUGUCCAGAGCCGAUCACACUGUCUCAUGCUCGCUCCCUCCCUCUCACUCCCUGCUCUUUUUCAUCAAACAGCGAACUGGAGUUGCUUAUUAAAGUAAACGAUGACUGACAGAUGGUUAAGCUUUGAUCUUGCCAGAGACUCAACCUUUAAAGGGCCGCAUGUGUCAAUCAUCGUUUAACUUGUUAAACAGUUGCUGUAGCGACUCAGUGUGUUUAAGUGAGCAGCUGGAGCGGAUUUGGGGGGAAAUUCAAUGAAGCAUUCCAAAAAGACAAACAUAUAUAUAUAUAUAUAUAUAUAUAUAUUAAUGGAUUGGCGUCUACACUUUUUUCUUGUUUAAAAAUAAUUCUGUGGGACAGUAACAUGUUUAAAACAUCAUAAUUAUUACAUUUAAAGUGCUUAUAAACCAUUUGUUAAAAUAUAUACAUAGAUAAAAGGUUUUUUAAAUGAUACUUUGGGGGAAAAAGGUAAAACAAACAUGUCUUAUAUGUAUCUUUUUCCAAUGA
Molecule: messenger RNA, 2035 nt
Organism: Corythoichthys intestinalis (scribbled pipefish)
Lineage: Eukaryota; Metazoa; Chordata; Actinopteri; Syngnathiformes; Syngnathidae
Product: cornifelin homolog
Exons: 4
Coding region: 14-481 (155 amino acids)
Source: RefSeq, a predicted model, not a curated record